Molecule: messenger RNA, 1236 nt
Organism: Hydra vulgaris (swiftwater hydra)
Lineage: Eukaryota; Metazoa; Cnidaria; Hydrozoa; Anthoathecata; Hydridae
Product: ADP-ribosyl cyclase/cyclic ADP-ribose hydrolase
Biological process (GO): positive regulation of B cell proliferation
Cellular component (GO): plasma membrane
Molecular function (GO): NAD+ nucleosidase activity; phosphorus-oxygen lyase activity
Source: RefSeq, a predicted model, not a curated record
ACUAGAAUGAUUUUUAAGAAUGAUUUUAUAAUAUUAUGGUUAUUACUGAUUUAUUAAAAUACUCGAUGUAAAACUUAUGUUUUCUCUCGGUUAUACAAAAUAAGUUAGUGAACAAAAAAUGAUGAAAAAUUUUCAAAUCUGUUUCCUUGCUUCGCUGUUAAAGUUUUCUUUAACAUUUUCUUAUGUGCCAAGGAAUUUUAACGGUACAACUCCAAACAUAAAAGAAAUCAUUAUAGGACGUUGCAACCAAUUCCAACAAGUGAGUUCUCAAAACAAAAAUCCAGCAUUGUUUGUUAACGUUGAUUGUCAGCAAUUUUGGAGUUUGUUUAAUAGUAGUUUUGCAUUUAAAGAUUCUUGCAACUAUGGUGAAAUAAAUGAAAGCAGUUACGAUUUGUUAUUCAAUCUUACAAAAAGUGACAGUUUAUUAAAAGAUCAGGCAAUGUUUUGGUCAGGAACUCGUCAAAUAGUGCACGAAUAUACCUACAUUAAAAAUUCAUUCUUUACUCUUGAAGAUACCUUUAAUGGAUAUGUUGCUAACGAUCUUAAUUGGUGUGGAUGUAAAACCUGCCCUGAUGGAAUUAAUUAUAAUAAUUGUAUGGGUUGUACAAAAGCAACUGACUCGUUUUGGGCGCGUGCUUCACGAACGUUCGCUGAAAAUGCAAGUGGCACAGCAUAUGUGAUGGUAAAUGGUACAACUGACAAAAAUUAUACUGCAUAUUACAAUGGAAGCUAUUUUGGGAGAAUAGAACUUCCAACUCUAGGAAAAAUGAAGCAAAUUACAAGUUUGGUCAUUCUUGUGAUAAAUAAUCUCGAUACAACACCCAAAGAAUUAUGUGGCCAAGGUUCAUUAGCGAAACUUGUUCAAGAUGCUAACAAAUUGGGGAUUUUUAAUAUAAAUUGUAUUGACGAUCCAAGGGACACGUAUUUUAUGCAAUGUGCAAAGUACCCUAACGCCCAAGAAUGUCAAACAACAAGUAGCUCAUUAUUAAACACUAUAUCGUGGAAGAGUUUUACGGUUUUAUUUCUAGCUUGGUCAAUAAUUUUAUAUUUUCAGAUUGUUUAAAUGUAUAUAUAUAUAUAUAUAUAUAUAUAUAUAUAUAUAUAUAUUGUAUAUAUAUGUAUAUAUAUAUAUAUAUAUAUAUAUAUAUAUAUAUAUAUAUAUAUAUAUAUAUAUAUUUAAAUUUAUUAAAUAAAUUAAUGUUAUUGUUACUAUUUAUAAAUUGUUAUACGAUAAUG